GCAACCUACGAAGUUUCUGAUCAACAGUUGUACUAAAUCACUGUUUUUCUUCAAUUACAAAACAAAGGUGUGGAGAAAUAUUUUAAUGCUUUUGUCAUUUUACGUACUGCACUGUGUCUACAUCCUCAGACGAAAAAAAUAACCUAAAGUGUUUCCAGUGAACAUGAACGUGUGAAGAAAGACAUCAAACGUCGAGGAGGAGUCGCUUCUUGUCGAUUGUUUCAAGAUGGGAGUCACGCAGUGGAUUAUCAUCACCAUAAUUCUCGCUUUUAUCGGACUGCUGCUGCAGGUGGCAGGAUACGUUGCACCGAUGUGGAUAUGGCUGGAGACAGAUUCUUUUCUGGUAGGUGUAGGCCUGUGGUUCACAACGGGAUGUGGUCUGUCAGGUACAUGCGGUGAAAACACGACAACACCUGAAGUUUCGUUCAUAUACGCUACAGACGGUAUGUACCGCCAGACGGAGUUCGACGCCGUUCGCGCGCUGGAGACGUUGGGACUUGGCGCCGCCACCUUCCUGCUCCUCGUCCUCGUCGUCUACCGCAUGGGCUACGGCAAGUGGGACCGCAUGGGGCAGCUCAACUGGGCAGCCUUCUGUCUCAGCAGCUUAGCCUGGCUCCUGAUCUUGGCCGGGCUGGUCGUGUACUGCGCCUUCUUCUGGCCAGUCGUGGGCACCUCGCCCUUGUUAACGAGGAGGUCCUUCCCUUGGUCCCUCCUCAUGUGCCUCCUCGCCGCCUUCUUCUUCAUCGUCGUCUGCGUCCUCAUCCGCGUCAAGUGUCGCGAUGCCAGCGACUACGUGAAGAACGCCAUUCCCACCUCCGGCGACCACAAACUCGAUCUGAAUCCGGUUACUAAAACCGGUUUGAUGAAUCGCUACUUCUCGCCUUCUCCAUACCAAGAGGACCGGCGCUCCGUGCCUGCGCUGUCUGCUUACCACGAUGAAGGUAGCAGCAUCUACGCAGUGAGUUCCAGAAAACAUCUUUUAGGAGCAGAAACACACCGGGGCUCCGCGUACGACAAUCUGGGAUUUCAGGGAACCAAGGGCAGCUCCUACCGCUACCUGACAGUACAGGGCACCGACCACUUGUCUCAGACCGACACGAUGAUGCGGAGGCCGCUGCCUCUGAGGGUGGUGACAGACAACGCCGCAAGCACAUCACGGCACGUGUCGACAGCAAAUACUGCUUACGUCACACACAGCGCGAUGGAUGACGAGACGCUUCUGCUCAGAGACCACAACACCGACUCGAGGUUCACCAACGACGGACGCCUCAUGGCCAAGGCAGACUACCUAGGCCCCGAGCGCACUGUGAGAAGCGGCAGCAGCCAGGAGGCACCACGAGGUAGUGGCCACUACACCACCCACACCAACCCCCUGCCCACCUCCCAGGUGCAACCAGGCCUCAUCCGUGUCGUCCCUCACACCGACGACGCCGACGUCAAGGGCUACGACCCCACCUACCUGUACAGACCCUACUCCGAACACAUCUACUGACCCUGUCAUCCCCACAUGUCGAGCUCUUUGCAAAGGAGCGACUCACAAACUCAGCCAAGGUAUUUACCUGAGUAGAUGAAGGAGAGGUAGAGUCCUCGUGUUGUCUCUGUAAACAGAAGUCAGUACCGGCACCAACACCUGACUCUGAUGACAAGUGAAGAGCAAACAACCAAGACUUGCAUUCAGUCUUCUGUGUGCUCUUCCUGCCGUUUCGACUGAAUUUUACACCUGAUGCUAGCAGUUGGAGUUCUACUGUUAUGUCUAGUGUCAGUGAAAUCUGUACAUAACACUGUUCAUAACACUGUGACACAGAUAUGUUGUGGUGGAAUGUUUGAUGUCUGAAGUGUGUUCACCAGGUGACAGACGUAGUGGUGUGAUUUCCCGUCUCACUGCGUCAAAGCAAUCCUAACAAAGCAGAUUUAAUAUGGAUGUUUACACCAUUUAAAAAAUUAAAUCGGCAUCCUUUGUUCAGAAAAAAAAACAUUUAAGAAUAAUAAUAAAGAAACCGUUGGAUCCCAAAUGACUCUUCAUUGCAAAAACAGAAAACUCAAGGAAAUUAGCAACAAGACAGCCAUUAUAGCGGUUUACAAACAAGCCCAAUGAAAAGAAAAAUUAAUGGUGGACCUUUUUUCAAAGUGGUCGUAGAUGUAAGCGAACUAUUGACAGAUGAUAACGUAGUGUAGCUACGUCCUUGCACGUGACAACGUAUAACCACGUUGUGUUGUGUUCUCGAUGUUGGUAACUAUAAACAUGACAGCAUCACGUGGAACAUCACGUGACUGUGGAGAGACGGUGAUCUUCCAAUAGUAUCCUCUUGAAAAAUGAAGGAUUCUUAUGUGAAUGUUUUAUGUUGUUGGCAAUAUGGCGGUCAGGACGAAUUUCCAGAGCUUGAUCUUGACUGACUUGAGCACGGAGAUACCUCACAGACAAUUACAGCCUGGAGGUAGAUAUGACAUGUUUAGUAAGAUCAAUGAUGUUUUCUUCACUCAUCGUAAAUCAGUAUCGUAUAUCAGUAUCGUAAAUCAGUAUCCGUUGCACCAUUGCGGGGAGAUAAUCUGUAUAGCUCACCGCAGAGCGCAUGUCGACCAGAGCACAGUAGUCUUCCUUGUCCAGACAGUAUCCCUGUUUAUGCAUGUAUGUGUGUUUGUGUGUGUGCGUGCGUAAACUUGCAUGUUUUUAUACUUUGAAUACUAAGUUACUGUCUUCCUAAAAUAUUUUUAUUUGUAAUAGUGACUUAUUUAAACCCUCGCCCAAUUUGUGUUUUGUUUACAUAAACAUACCUUGUCUACUUGUGUAACCACACUCAACUAUUUUAUUUUGUACACAGAGGGGAACGACUUAUGUCGCUUAUAGAAAUAUACAGAAGAAUGUUAAUGUCCGUAAAAGUAAUAUCACACUGUGCACGUUCAUGGUAAUAAAAACACGUGUAACAUGUAUAAAGACGAGUAAGAUGUUUGGUUGUGACAGAUGUGACAAUGGACACGGCAGAUGUGACAAUUAGAUGUGGGGUGAGGCUAGAUACUCAUACUAAGCCAUCAAAAUGGUUAGCAAUGAAUGUAUGUUUUGUAUACUGGAUUAGAUAAAUAAUAAUAGCGCGUAGACAGACAUGAACACACACACACAAAGCAAACGCGCGCCCACACCUACACACACAUUCUCUAAAACUCGCUCUCGCCGUUCCCACACCCACAACAACAACAACAGCAACGGCAUAAAAAAGUUAAUAACAACAUGGAUAUCAAUUAGAGGCUAAAUAUUUACAGACUCAGAAGCAAUCUGGAGAGACAGGAAAUUCCUUCAUUCAUCCAAUAUUUUAUUUAUCCUUCUCCACCCUGGACAAAGGGAGCCGGCACGUGCAGCAGCAGGUACAGCGAGGCACGCACACGUGAGUUGACUUACCCACAGUCCCACACCCUCAAGCCUCGAUAUUUAAUGAGAAUGUCUACCGUUCGCCAGGGUUAACAAAGGCGUUUUGUCGUGAGACCACACAGAAAGUGCUGUGGGUUUUAUUUUUAUUUUUACUUUCCUUACUUCAACAAAGAUUUCUCGGAGCUCGCGGGCGAGGUGUUGUUGACCUGCGCGGGGUCAAGAAGGGAGUUGAAACUACAAUUUGUGAGGUCAGCUGACAAUCGUCUGUCUAAAUGAGAUUCCGCCACUAUAUUUUUUAACCGACGAUGGCCAGUGGUGGGUAGAGAAAAUGUUUCCCUGUGUUAAUUUGAGUACCUGUCUUCGUCAAGACCUUGUGAUGUGAGUUUAUUAAAAAACCCUCUCUAUUUAUUUAGUAUAUAUUUCAACAAAGUACACAAAAAGAAAUCCCUGCAGCAACCCCAUAGUAAUAUUCUUUGUUAAAAAAAGGUCUGAGGCAAGCUGAUCUUGGUGUGUCAGACAUUUACUGCCGACAUGCAACGAGUCUUGCCAUUGUUCUUCUCUCUACAUCUUUGUGAUUGUUUUUGUCGCAAUGAGAUUGUGUAUUGGCAGCGAUAUUGCGCUAUACAAAUUAUUAUUUAUUAUUAUACAAACUCUUUCUUUUUUAACACACACACUUCUGUCUUACUAUCUCUCUAACAUACACUCACACUUCUGUCAACCUGACUCUAACACACACACAGACACACAUUCAAUUGUGUAACAUAAACUUCUGUCUCCAACACACAUUCACCUCUUGUCAAGUGGCCGAUGGCCUCAUUUAUCUUCUCUCUUCCCCUCUCUCUGUCUCUCCCCCUUUCUCGUGCCUCUUCCUGACAGCGGAAAGGACGUGUAAAGCUCUUGGUUCCUUCUCGAUACCUGAGUCGCCGAGGCUACAGAAAGAAAAGAUGGGAUGGUCUUGAGCAAUGGCCCCACAAACAUUGUAUGGCGAGUCUCUGGCACUGAUUUCCGCCAGAUUAGGCGACAGCAGAAGUCAGGAGAUGCGGGUGCUUCUCCGAGAUAACGGCCAAACAUUCUCAAACAUGUCUUGCUGAAUCAGCGUAAGUGUUGCCACCCUGUUUUCAAGGGUUUCUAUUUUAUGUUUUUCCCAGCGAAGUAGAACAUUUUUUGGGGGAAAAGAGAGGCGAAAGGCUGGUUCGUGUACUUCUGAUCUCUGCGCUUUUUCUCUCCUCAUUUCUGUUUCUUUCUCUUUGUUCUUCUUUUUCAACCACUCGUGUGUGGGUGAGAGAGACAUCUUUGUGCUGCAUUGUGUACCCCACCUCUGAUAUUGUUUACCUCUAGGGGAAUGUUCCAAUUACCGAUACAUCCUGUCUCAGUAAUCGUGUUUCUGGUUUGCACACGCGCAAAAGGCUUUCAUUAAAAUAAAAAAAUGCUGAACCCGCUACUGAUGUUACAUCAGGUCAGUCACGUGGCAUGGGAGACUGGAGCUCCCAUGAUGGUAGUCCCGUGACCCCGGGUAGAGACUGAGGUAUUACUGAUUAGGUCUUUUUGACCCUGACAGCCAGGAGGACGUGAGAAAACAAACUCUUCCUUCCUUUCUCGAUGCAUGAUGCUACAGUAUCUUCCCCAACCCUCUAAAGGGUCAGGUUCCAUUCCACAGCUGAAAAGCUUGCUGCGUCACACGGGUAGCGAAGCGGAUAGCUUCGUGUUCAGAUGCAGUUUGUUUUAAUCACCAGACCAUCCGCUCCGCCAUGCGAACUGAUCUUCUUGGUGCUUGAUUCCCUUUCAUCCAACAUACAUAGCUGCAAUUUUAGAGAUUAUUUGCUAUUUAUCGUUUUCAGCCAUGCGACACAGUUCCUGUAGCCUGGAGAAAUAAAGGACUUAAGAGGUUUAAUGACACACAUAAUUUACUACGAAAAUAACAGGAUUUCUCGCCAACACCCGUCAACGGGCAAACAUACUCAGUUCUGUCGAAACUCGCAGAAAUGCUAAAACUGUAAUGGUAACAAUGAAAAACAAACUAGCUAUGAGAUCUAUGAACACAUCGGUAUUGAAAUAUCAACAAAGGGCUUAUUGUACCAACAUCUUAUAAGGCUAGAAAUCCUUGUACAAAGCUGGACACGUGUCUGGGAGGUGGAACUAGAGUCACUUCUGAGUACAGGCAAGAUGGACUAAAGUUGUUUACUGGCCCGUGAAUUGUAAACGAUGUUCUGUUCACUUGGUUUCGCUUGAAGACCUUCAUUUUGUGUAUGAUACAGGUAUGAUACAGGUUCGGAGACAACAUCCAUCGUGCAAAUAUGUAGCCAAGGACCGGAUGUAAACUAUACACACCCCUUGAUGUAACUGUCCUGUCGCUCAUUUUUUCAUAGAUUAGGAAGAUGACCAGCGAUGACGAAGGGGAUAAUGUAGUUAGUAGCUAGAUAAACUGACAAAUUAAUAAUUUUUAAGAUAAUCGCUUCUUUUAUUGUGUAAGUAUAUCUGGUGGUUUCUAUAACUGUCUUAAUGUGUAUAUCAGUUAGUUUUAGCUCAGAAGGCUGAGAGUAAGGAUAAGACCUUUUCUCAAUAUCAUAAACCCUCAUUAAAAGGAAGUAAGAUGGUUUUUAUCUUGACCAGUCUCAUGUAUACCUUAUAUCAAAUAUCGUUCACCCAGUUUGGUAGCAGAGGUAGUUGAAAAGGAACAAUUUAAAAAGUAAAUUAAAUAUUAGACUCAAUCAAAGCACUCAAUCUUUAAUGAUGACGAUGACAAUGGUGAAGAAGACGAUGAUAAUGAAAACCCCAAAUAAAGAAGGGGAAGAACCAAAUAUUUGAACACAAACGUGAAGAGAAGAAUGUCAUUAGAAGGACCGCAUGAGUCUACUCCCCUACAAAAAAAAAA
Pomacea canaliculata is the source of this 6233-nucleotide messenger RNA. RefSeq lists its product as uncharacterized. The coding region runs from base 227 to 1492 and encodes 421 amino acids. Lineage: Eukaryota; Metazoa; Mollusca; Gastropoda; Architaenioglossa; Ampullariidae. The record is from RefSeq and is a predicted model, not a curated record. The transcript has 6 exons.